Desarmillaria tabescens is the source of this 2664-nucleotide messenger RNA. Its product is annotated as fungal-specific transcription factor domain-containing protein. Gene Ontology annotation, cellular component: nucleus. Gene Ontology annotation, biological process: regulation of DNA-templated transcription; DNA-templated transcription. Bases 1 to 2664 code for a protein of 887 amino acids. The record is from RefSeq and is a predicted model, not a curated record. Lineage: Eukaryota; Fungi; Basidiomycota; Agaricomycetes; Agaricales; Physalacriaceae. Gene Ontology annotation, molecular function: transcription cis-regulatory region binding; DNA-binding transcription factor activity, RNA polymerase II-specific; zinc ion binding. The transcript is spliced from 9 exons.
AUGAGUACUCCCACUCCCACUCUAACACCAUCCUUCUAUGGUGCCAGCGUCGAGCUCUCCCGACCAUCUCACGAUGUCUACAAUCAAUGGUACCAACAGCGCGUUAACUUCUAUGAUUACAGACAAAUGCAGCAACGGCCUAUUCAACAAGUCAAUGACCGACGCCCAAUAGAGCCUGGUAUGCAACGAGACAGGCACAAUAGCUACGGCCAAAUGAUGAGCAACAUGUAUCAGAAUUGCCUCCCAUCGAUCAAGGCUGCUCCUCCGUCAGUGGAGCAGCCACAGAAGACGCCUCCAGACAAGACAACGCCCACACCCACGAGGGACAUGGAUGGAAGCUCCAAUCGCAAUGGCGACAACGCCCUUAGACGCAGACCGGGUGCGUGUAUUGGGUGCAAAAAAGUCAAAAUGAAGUGCAAUUUUGCACCCGGCGAAAAAAAAUGCCAGCGAUGCAAGCCCAAAGGUUACCGUUGCAUCGUAGAAGCCCCGAAACCAAAGGUUUACAAGCGCGAGCGCCUUCUAGCCGAAAUCCGGCAGAAAGAUGCUGUCAUCGAGCGUCUCCUCAAGCAGCUUUAUAAUCCCUACAUUACGACACCUCAUUCAAUUGAUGAAUACCUCAAAUCUGUGUCACCCUCCGACCUCAACAAUCCUAAUGUCCUUGCCUGGCUCAGUCGCCUCAAGUCCGCUGUACAAACAGAUGUCGGAAGCUCGUUUAACCGUCUUCGUGAAGGCAUCGAUGAAGCGGGCGGGGAAUAUGAUUCAGGUCAAUGGCUGCAUGAUCAGCGGUAUAACCUACCUGUCUAUAGCAAUCAAGAGGCACGGGACUGCGAAGAGAUGCAGACGCCGCUUACUGAGUCCUUACACGCUCCUGUCGGACCCGUCCCAGAUUUGACAUUUACAAGUCGGAGUGGAGAGGAAGGGGAACGCGAAAAUUCUCCGCGCGGCACAGCUUGCGAGCCACAAGAAAGUUCUUCGAAACCCGGUUCGUUUCAUCGUUAUCGCAAUCUGGACCAUUGGAAGGGAACCAAUUCUUCAGAGAUACUGGCUCUCGGGCUCGUGACACUUGAAGACGCUGAACAAUUGUUUGACAUCUUCUAUAAAUAUAUCAAUCCCUUCAUAUCCAUCCUCGAUCCGAUCUUGCUUACUCCAAAAUCGACUUUGGCCCGAUGCCCCGUCCUCUUCACAGUCAUCUGUGCCAUAUCGUCUCGAUAUCAUCCCCUGAAGUCGAACAUUUACCCGAUAGCCAUGCACUUUGCGAAACAUUCGGCCGCAAAUGUCCUCAUCCAAGACGAAAUGAAAAGUAUCGAGCUAUGCCAGGCUUAUAUCCUGAUGAGUGUAUAUGCCGUCCCUAAAAGGAGUUGGGAUAGGGAUCAGAGUUGGUUAUAUGCAGGUCUGGCAGUUAGUAUCGCGACUGCACUUCACUUGUAUCAAACACCAACAGCGAAGCCAGAGAACGAGAUACAGGAACGCGAAGCACUCAACCGAGAUCGUAUCUGGCAAUCAUGUUCUCUCCUCGAUCGAGGGACAGCGAUACAAUUUGGAAAGCCUUGGACAAUAAAAGAAGAUAUGACGAUAAUUCAUUCGGAGGAGUGGUAUAAACAAUCCCAUUAUAAUCUUGACUCUGAUGUGCACCUGUGCGGGUACAGUGCCCUUUUGCGCAUCAUAUCAAGGUUCCAUGAUGAGGUGCUGUCAAAGCAGAGCAGAUUGAUCCAUUCGGAGAGGGGAAACUUGCGGGUCGUCACCAUGAGAUAUGAUGCGGAGCUAGAAAUAUUUCAGGAGGAAUGGAGGAGGAAAUUCAGGGCUGGGGGAUUCCGCCGUGGAGCUAUGCUCAAGUGUAGCCAGCUAUACCUAUACGUAGCCUAUUUCAAGCUGGUGAUGUUCUCUUUUGGUUUCCAUCAAGUCUUUCAUAGAGGUAUAGAAACGUGGUAUGAUUACUUCUUUAGCAAGUCCCUCGAAUACGCCAAAUCUGUGAUCAGAUGUGUAAACGAGGAUCUGGCGCCUAGCGGAUUUAUGCGAUAUGCUCCAGAUCAUCAUUUCAUGUGUAUCGGAUUCGCAGCUGUAUUCCUGUUCAAGCUCUUACGACCGGAAUUUUCGUCCCUCCUGGAUAAUGCUGAUAGAGACGAGAGCAUGGUUCUCAUCGGGACCUUGAUUGAGAAAUUUAGCUCAUCCGAUAUCGCAGUAGACGAUCGCCAUACCCCGAAACUGUAUGCCAGAUUCUUGGCUACCAUGUUGGGCAAGUACCAACGCAACGACCAGAGAACGGCUUUCGGAGUCUCGCAGACAGUUUCCCGGGAGAAUAUAGGCAUACCCAGGAACAUAGGUGGAGAAGCGAAUGGACAUGGCUAUAACCAACAGUCAUCUGUUGCCCCAGAACAAAGCGGAUACGAUUCUUUGGGUUUUGAUUAUAGUUCAGAGGCGACUCAUUCAACUGGCACCCCACUAGUACAGUCCGGAAGCGAGGCAUAUUUUCUUCAUUUCACUUACGGGAGUGGGAAUACUAAUGAGAACGGUGGCGUGGGCGGCCAGGGGAGUAUGGAAGACGGAAUGUCUGCGUUGAUCCAAGAACUUAAUAAUACCGAGUGGUUGCGGGAAAUGUUAAUGCCUGGGUAUGGUCUUCCUGUUGCCAUAUACUCCAGACAGUACCUGACUCUUUCUUGGGUAUAG